Messenger RNA from Salvia hispanica, 2025 nucleotides. Its product is annotated as FRIGIDA-like protein 3. The record is from RefSeq and is a predicted model, not a curated record. NCBI's taxonomy places the organism in Eukaryota, Viridiplantae, Streptophyta, Magnoliopsida, Lamiales, Lamiaceae.
CGUGGAGCUGUCGGAAUCAUAAAUACAACCUCUCUUCCACACACAUUCCCUUUCCCCUUUCCCAAACAUUCUCUCUCUCUAGGGAUUCGCCUUCACCUCGCUUCCAACAGUCUGAGCUUCCGCUCAAUACUCUGCCGGCACCGCAGUUUGUGAUCAGGAUUUCUAUGUCAUGGAACACAGCAUAACAACUCCUACUCCAAUGGACUCAACAGCCUCAAAGAUACAACAGCUUCAGAAAGCAUUUGCUGAGCUUGAAAGCCAUCGGGCCGUUACUCUCAACUUGAAAUGGAAACAGCUCGAGGAGCAUUUUCACGGGCUUCAGAAAUCAUUGAAGAGACGCUUCACUGAGCUGGAAGAACAGGAAAAGGAAUUUGAUACUAAGAUAGUUGAAUCUAAAGAGAUGUUGGAGAAGCGUAAAGCAGCUGUUGUGGCCAAAGAGCAAACAUCUCUUGAGAAGCUUCAAGAGAAGAGAGAUGCCGCACUUUCUGCAAUUGUCACUGCUUUGGGGAAACACGAGAACCCACUUUCUUCGGGUCCAGGAAUCGUAACUAGGGAAAACAAAGUUGAAGCACCAUGUCUGGAGGAUAAAGCUAUCAAUGUGUUGGUUUCUAUGGGCCGCAUUAAUGAUACUGCUAAAUCUGUUCAAAACAUGAAUGCAUUGGUUAAGUCUUACCCCGGGCUUGUGAAAUUGUGCCAAGAGAUGAACUCGGAAGGACUCCUCAAGUUUAUAUCUGACAACCGGAAGGAUCUUGUUACUUUGAAAGAGGAAAUUCCCGUUGCUCUACGUGCUGCACAUGACCCAGCCUCUCUGGUUCUGGAUUCACUUAAAGGGUUCUAUGGUGCAGAUAUGGUGAAUUCAGAUGCUAAAAAGGAUUCAAACCUCAUUGGCCUUCGCCGCACCUGCAUCAUGCUAAUGGAAUGCCUCAGCAGUUUAAUCUUAGGUCUGGAUGUGGACUCAGUUUCUGGCAUUAUCUCAGAUAAUGCUAAGGAACGAGCAAAAGCUAUUGCCGAAGGAUGGAAACCAAAGUUAGAUUACCUUGAUAUCGAUGCCAGCAAUGGCAAUUCAUUGGAGGCUCAUGCAUUCCUACAACUGUUGGCUACAUUUGGCAUUAAUUCGGAUUUUGAUCAGGCUUGCUUGUCAAAACUAAUACCCAUGGUUUCGCGUCGUCGCCAAACAGCUGAAUUAUGCCGCUAUCUUGGCUUGUCAGACAAAAUGCCAGGUGUGAUCGAUGUGUUGGUGAAGAAUGGAAGACAGAUUGAUGCUGUCAAUCUAGCUUUUGCAUUUGAGCUCACUGAUCAGUUUUCACCUAUUUCAUUACUGAAAUCAUACUUGUCCGAGGCCAAGAAAAUGCUGUCGCCUGCUAAACCUGGAAAUACAUCACCCGGUGUGUCUGCACAGAAUGAUGUGAAUGAGAAGGAGCUGACUGCACUUAAAGCUGUAAUCAAGUGCAUCGAAGAUCAUAAGCUCGAGCAGCAAUUCCAAGUGGAACCGCUCCAGAAACAGGUGCUUGAAAUAGAGAAAGCAAAGGCAGACAAGAAACGGGGGACAGAAGUUGCGAAACCACAGUCCAAAAGACCUCGUGCCAACGGCGCUAGUCACGUGCCUCGAGCUGCAAAUGCUGCGAGCGACAAGAAUUUCUACGGCGGGAUGACUGAGAGGUACCCGCAGUACGUCUACGACAGACCUGCGUAUGCCUAUGCUGCACCGAACAACCACCACAUUCCGUCGUACGGCACACCGGCUUACAGUUUCUCCCCCAGCCAUGGCAACUUCUUUGGGAAUGCUUAUCAGUAUCACACAGCCUACUUGCACUAAUCCGUAGAGAUGCUGAGACUCAUCAACAUUUAUAUUAACUAUUAGAGUUGACCCUCAGUUUGUGCAAUGCUCAACUUAUCAGCAUAAGUUAAUAUAUUAAAAAAAUGAAAAAAAGAAGAAAAAGGUUUAGCCUUGUUAAUUUCUUGCCUGUUGUUGUUGUAAAAGCUAAUAUUACUGUCUUCUAAUAGAUGCACUCUUUCUUCUUCUUC